Messenger RNA from Carica papaya (papaya), 883 nucleotides. Its product is annotated as secoisolariciresinol dehydrogenase-like. The record is from RefSeq and is a predicted model, not a curated record. NCBI's taxonomy places the organism in Eukaryota, Viridiplantae, Streptophyta, Magnoliopsida, Brassicales, Caricaceae. Gene Ontology annotation, molecular function: oxidoreductase activity, acting on the CH-OH group of donors, NAD or NADP as acceptor.
CACUUCUAAAGGCAAACACAACUGAUUCUCAGAUUAUCAUAUAGGAUCAACCAUGGCAGCAACACCUUUUCUCUCUGCUGUUUCAAGAAGGCUAGAAGGAAAAGUAGCGGUAAUCACCGGAGCAGCAAGCGGUAUCGGGGAAUGCACGGCAAGACUCUUCGCUCGUCACGGUGCAAAAGUCAUAAUCGCCGACAUCCAAGACGACUUAGGUCAAUCAAUCUGUAAGGACAUAGGCUCAUCGAAUGCCACGUAUGUUCACUGUGACGUCACCAACGAAACCCAUGUCCAAAACGCCGUCGACAAAGCCGUCGCCACCCAUGGCAAGCUCGACAUCAUGUUCAACAACGCCGGCAUUGGAGACGGCCCAAAACCGCGCAUUAUUGACAACGAAAAAUCAGAUUUUGAACGUGUUCUCGACGUUAACUUAACCGGAGUUUUUCUGGGCAUGAAGCACGCAGCUCGUGUCAUGAUCCCGGCUCGGAGUGGCAGCAUAAUUUCGACGGCUAGCGUAACGUCGAGAAUCGGCGGCGGAGCUUCACACGCGUAUACUUGUUCGAAACACGGCGUUUGGGGGCUGACCAAGAAUGUAGCGGUAGAGCUCGGCCAGUUCGGGAUUAGAGUUAAUUGCUUGUCACCUUACGGCGUUGUGACGCCGUUGUUGAGGAAAUUUGGUGUGCCUGGUAAUGAUGAAGAGCUUGAGAAUUUGGUGAGUUCACUCGGUAAUUUGAAAGGGGUGAGUCUGAAAGCGCAGGACGUGGCUCAUGCUGCGGCUUAUCUAGCGAGUGAUGAGUCAAGGUACGUGAGUGGGCAUAAUCUGUUCAUUGAUGGAGGUUAUACCAUUGUUAAUCCUUCUUUGAAUUUAUUUCAGUACCCAGAUUCUUGA